GAAAUUAUUUCUUGUGAUUUUAUUUUUAUCUUUAUAUAUAUCUCUUUAAAAUGAAUUUAUAAACCACAAAGUAAACUUUGAUAUAUAGUUGUGAUUUUUCAUUUACAAAUGAACGUAAAUGUGAACUAAUAAGAAUUUCAUUAACAAUAAUACAUUAAUUUAGCGAAAAGACUCCAAUAUUACAUUAAUUGUUGGAGGGUAAAUUAGUUAGAUUAAAUUUCGAAUAUUAGCAUGAUUUAAUCUUAAAAUUACUUGGAAUUAACUAUAUGCAGUAGCUUUGCCAAUUAAAUUAGAAUUUAAACACCAAAUAAAACUCGGAAUAUUAAUUGACAUGCACGUCUAAAAAGAAAAUUCCUAAAAAUAAAAAUUUGGCUGGAUACUUCACCUCUCCUCAACCAUGAAAUGUUGGAUGAGGGUUAAUCCUAAGAACACACAAUAUGCCACCUGUCCUUGGCACUUACCCCAGCCUUCACAACUCUCUCAAAUAUUAUCCAAAUUCUUCUAAUUUCCAGCGGCAAACCAAUCAUGAAUGAGAGAGAAAGAUUACGUGUAACCUUAUAUUAUUGUUAUCAGCCCACUUCAUCUCUGUACAAUAUCAACUCGAUAACUAACUUGUCGACCAAUCUGGUUUCAAUCAUAUUUUGUUCUGUUUAAGGUAUUUUCGCCAUUUUGGUUUUAAAAAUUUUGUUUAAAAUAAUAUUAUUUCAGCUUUCUUAAUUAUAUUUUUUAAAAAUCCUUAAUAAACUGGUUAUACAUGGAUUGAUCAGUAAAACUCAUGAGUCUAGAGUUUAUUUGGAAAUGUGUAUACAGUGUUUCUUUAAAUUUUGAUAUUUUAUUAAAAAUUAAUUUUUAAUAUUUUUAAAUUAUUUUGAUGUGUUGAUUUAAAAAAUAAUUUUUAAAAAAUAAAUAAAAAUAUUAUUUUAAUAUAUUUUUAAAUAAAAAAUACCUCAAACUUCAACCCACGUAAUUUUAAAUACACCCUGCGGGUUCAUGAACCUGGCCCAUCCUUUUAACUAUUCCACCAACAAAUAAUAAAGCGAACACACCCUUUUAGCUCUUUGUGCGCAAAAACAAAAAACAAAAAACAAUUUCAAAUGUAUAUAAAUUCUUCUCUCUUUAACAACAAAAAAAAUUCCUCCUUUCCCAUAACCAUGGCUUCCAAAAUCUUGUUCACGGCCAUAGCUCUUCUUCUCUCCACCUUAGCCAUUGUUAUUUUUUCCUCCGAAACAUCCAAUAUAGAACCUCUUUCCAGUGCCAGAGCUAGACAACUCAAAAAGGUUCCGAUUGUGGGUGCUUUUGGGCCUGAAAGCUUUGCAUUUGAUUCGCUUGGCAAGGGUCCCUAUGCCAGUUUAUCGGACGGCAGGAUAGUGAAAUGGCAGGGAAAUAGAAAGGGAUGGACAGAUUUUGCUGUGGCUUCUCCAAAUAGGGACGGCUGUGGAGGGCCACGUGAUCACCAACACACGGAGCACAUUUGCGGGCGUCCAUUAGGUUUGUGCUUCGACGAAUCACACGGUGAUCUGUACAUUGCUGAUGCUUACAUGGGAUUACUUAGGGUGGGGACCCAAGGUGGCUUGGCCACCAAGAUCGUGACACAUGCACAAGGAAUUCCCUUGAGAUUCACUAAUGGUUUGGACAUAGACCAAUCAAGUGGUGCCAUUUAUUUUACCGAUAGUAGCUCACAGUAUCAAAGAAGGCAAUAUCUCUCAGUGGUAUUGAGUGGGGAUAAAUCAGGAAGACUUAUGAAAUAUGAUCCAGUAAACAAACAAGUGAGAGUUCUUCUCAGCAACCUCACGUUUCCAAAUGGAGUAGCUCUAAGCAAAGAUGGCAACUUCAUUUUAUUAGCUGAGACCACCAGAUGUAGAAUUUUAAGGUAUUGGAUAAAAACGUCGAAAGCUGGAACUGUCGAAGUCUUUGCUCAACUACAGGGUUUCCCGGAUAACAUAAAAAGGAGCCCUAGAGGAGGAUACUGGGUUGGUAUAAAUUCAAGGAGAGAGAAGCUUUCUGAGUUGUUAUUUUCAUAUCCAUGGAUAGGGAAUGUUCUGCUUAAGCUUCCACUCGACAUAGCGAUGCUCCAAUCAACUCUGUCCAAGUAUAGAGGGAGUGGCUUGGCAGUGAGGUUGAGUGAGAAUGGUGACAUACUGGAAGUGUUCGAAGACGACGACGGAGAUGGGUUGAAGUCUAUAAGUGAGGUCAUGGAGAAAGAUGGGAGAUUAUGGAUAGGGUCGAUAGCUUUACCUUUUGCUGGAAGGUAUAGGAUAUGAACAUGCAACGAUAUAUUAAUUAGUAUGGAUUUUUCAUGAAACAAUUAAGAAUUACAUGCAAAGUUUUUUUUUUUUU
Molecule: messenger RNA, 2337 nt
Organism: Populus nigra (black poplar)
Lineage: Eukaryota; Viridiplantae; Streptophyta; Magnoliopsida; Malpighiales; Salicaceae
Product: protein STRICTOSIDINE SYNTHASE-LIKE 2-like
Exons: 3
Coding region: 1095-2261 (388 amino acids)
Biological process (GO): biosynthetic process
Molecular function (GO): strictosidine synthase activity
Source: RefSeq, a predicted model, not a curated record